CCCAAAGACAGUUGGUCAAAAUGGCCUAAAUAUUUAUAAUUUGUAUAAAUAAAAUUUGUUUUUUGAAAACUUGGAAUAAUUGAACAUGUGACAACACGUAGAAAGCUUUUCAUAAUUGCUUAGGAUACAUUGAAAUAUCUCAUUUACCACAUAUAAGUAUUACCUGAAAAACGAGGUAAAGCUGAAGAUUCAUUUUCUUGCGAGAAUCAUAUAGCUAAGAAAUUUCCCAAGCUGCAGAUAGAGAUAGCUAAAUUUGAAAACCUAACAUUCAAUGUUUCUGUUGCAAUUAUCAACACAUUUUAUAAUGAUGAUCAGUUAUUAAGAAGUACACAUAGCUGUUAAAAGUGAGAAGUUAUCACCAAACUAUUGUUGCUAUACAAAAUUUUCAAAUUGACUGCAAAAAAAUUUUUGGAGAGAGAUAGAAAAAGCCAUGCUUAUGUUAUUUAGUUUGUUAUUAAUAACAUCCUCUGCCUUUAUAAAUGGAUUGACUAAUGAAAUUGAUGAACUUCCAAAACCUUGUCCGAGUGAAAUUUACUGUCAUGGCCGUUUACUUGAAACCGUCCAAAUGGCACGAAUUUUUAAUGACUCAAAGACGUUUGUUGAUAUGAAACUAAAAGAAUCACCAAGUUUGACACUCAAGAAAUUUGAUGAAUUCAUGGCAAAAUUUAUCGAUCGUGUACCAGAUCAAAACGAAAUUCAAUUAUGGGUCAAAGAAAAUUUUGAACCAGCAGGUUCCGAAUUCGAAGAUUGGGUUCCUGAAGACUAUUCAAAAUCUCCGGAGAUUCUUAACAAGAUAAAUGAUAAAUCUCUGCGAAGUUUCGCUGAAGACUUGAACAAAAUCUGGCUUGACCUUGGUCGCAAAAUGAAAAAGGAAGUUGCCGAUAAUCAGGCACUUUAUUCGAUUAUCUACGUUCAAAAUCCAGUCAUUGUUCCAGGAGGAAGGUUUCGAGAAUUUUAUUAUUGGGAUUCCUAUUGGAUAAUCCGAGGUCUUUUGCUUUCUGAAAUGGUGAACACGGCUCAAGGAAUGAUCAGAAAUUUCCUUUCAAUCAUUGAACGUUUCGGUUUCAUCCCAAAUGGUGGACGAAUCUACUAUUCAAUGCGUUCACAACCACCUUUAUUAGCACCAAUGAUCAAAACCUAUUUUGACCAUACAAAGGAUUACCAGCUCGCAAUAGCUUCAGUUGAUAUCCUUGCACGUGAGUUUGAAUAUUGGAUGCAAAAUCACACUGUCUUAGUAAAAGGACAUAGAAUGGCGAAAUAUGGCGACAAAUCAUCUGGUCCUAGACCAGAAUCAUUCCGUGAGGACAUUGAAACUGGAAAAGAUUUUCCUAACGAUACGGAAAGAGAAGCUCAUUACUCUGAACUAAAAGCAGCAGCUGAGAGUGGAAUGGAUUUUUCAAGUCGCUGGUUUAUUGAUAAAAAUGGAACAAAUAAUGGAGAUUUGAGAGAUCUUAAGACACGUUCAAUUAUCCCAGUUGAAUUGAAUGCUAUUUUGUUUUGGAAUGCUAAAAUUAUCUCAGAAUUUUAUGGCUACGCAAAUUUAUCUGAUAAGCAAGAAGAAUAUUAUCAAAUGUCUGAGAAGUUUUAUAAAGCUGUUGAAGAAGUUCUUUGGAAUGAAGAAGCUGGUGUAUGGCUCGACUAUGACUUGAUAAAUGAAAAGUCGCGAAAUUAUUUUGUUGCAACCAAUCUUUCACCUCUUUGGAUGCGUUGUUAUAACCCUUCUAAACGACAAUAUAUUUCAGACCGUGUCGUCAACUAUAUCAAUGAAAAUAAUCUUGAUUCCUUCCCUGGAGGUGUUCCAACAACAAUGAAUAACAGCGGUGAACAGUGGGACAAGCCUAAUGUAUGGGCUCCAUUUCAACACAUGUUGAUUGUGGGCCUUGAUAAUCUAGAAGACGAUAGGACGAAAAAAAUCGCUCAAGAAUGGGCGCAACGUUGGGUACUAAGCAAUUACAUAGCUUACAAAGAUACGGGGGCUAUGUAUGAAAAAUAUCUUGCUAACGAACUUGGAGGUCACGGUGGUGGCGGGGAAUACGAAGUGCAGAAAGGAUUUGGAUGGACAAAUGGAGUACUUUUUGAUCUCUUUGAUCGCUAUGGUGCAGUACUUUCGAGUUCAGGUGUGAAUCUGGAUCAAAAUUUUUAAUCAUUACCAUUACAUGUGUCUUUGAAUGGAGAAUACGUCUUAUGAUUCACUGGUUUCAUUUCAGUUAAGGUUUUCCGUUACGAAUGUUCUUUUAAUUUUGAGGUUCUUAAAAUCUGAAUCAGUUUAACUUUUUUGUUUUCUGAAAAUGAUUAAACUAAAUAUGUUUUUAUCUAGCUCAUUAAAAUACACCAAAUUUACUAUUAUUCUUUUCAAAUAGAUAAGAAAACCAACCCCAAAAUAUUUAUUUAAGAACAAAUUUUCUGGAAAACCCUAAUUUCGAUAUUUUUUUUAAUAAAUGGAAAAACACACAUUUUAACUGUUGUAAGAGUAAAGACAUAUAAAAUUGUUAUGAAAUGGAAAAGGAUAAGACUUGUGAAAGUUUAGUGAUAAGAUUUCGAAAAAAAAUAUUGGUGAUAAUUUUUUGACAUCUAAUUUUCAUUAAAUAGAAAAGAAAGUGAGCAAGGUGGUGAUUAGCAAAGGUAGUCAUUAUUGCACUUUAAUUCUGAGAAGAAUCUCUUGUUUAUUACUUUAAGAUAUAACAACUUUUGAUCAUAUAGCAUUACUGUUCACUUCAAUGCAUCGCACAAUUUGUCAUGAUCGAAGAUUCAUCAAGACUCUAAAUAUGUAUACGGAAUAAUCUUCUGUCGAUAAUAUGAUAGUUUCUUGAUUCAUAUGUUUAACAUAGAUUGGUAUAUCGAAAUAAAAACUUUAUGUUCAUUGUUAUCAUUAAAAACAAUUCAACAUUGACUUUCAUAUUUCUCAUUUGGCAUUGUGUACCAAUUAUGUUCCAUACCGAAUAGAAUGGUUAAAGAAAUAAAGUAUGUUUACAAAAUGGGUUUAAAAGUCAUCUAUUUAUACUAUGGAAUUAAUAUUCAAGUUUUAUUUGUUAUCUAGCUCAACUCAAAUCAAUUUUGACGAUAACAACAAUUGGAGUGUUGGCUUUGGCAACCACUUUUUCAUCAAAGAUGGCAGCAUGAAAACUAGGAAUAACUUUUAUUUUCAUUCUUAAUGAAAUAAAAAGUUUAAUUUUUAUAAUUCUUCAGUAUUCUUACAUUCUCAUUUUUAAAAAGCAGUAUUAGAGAAGCAUUUGAUUACUUUGUACUGAAAAAUAAAUAAAUAAAAGUUCUAUUGUCAAUAAGUUCAAUAACCUUCAUAGACGCUUCUUGGAAAAUUUUCCUAUUUUUACUAUUUCAACUUAUACA
This is a messenger RNA of Clunio marinus, 3345 nucleotides long. Lineage: Eukaryota; Metazoa; Arthropoda; Insecta; Diptera; Chironomidae. The record is from the annotation of a GenBank genome assembly.